AUGGCAACUAUGGCGGCGUUCCGAGUACCCGAAGUCAACAAUGAGCCCAUGCGACCCUUUGAGAAAGACUCCGCGGACCGAUCUAACCUCACCACAGCCUUGCACACCCUCCGGCAACGCGCUCCUCUGAAGAUCCCAACAGUAGUUGCGGGUCAAGAGAACUUCACAUCCCAUACAUCUACCCAACCUUAUCCAUCUUCCCACGCUGCACCUCUAGCCCACUGGUCCAACGCCUCCGCCACUGACGUCCAGACCGCAAUAUCCUCCGCCCUCGCAGCAAAGGAUGAGUGGGAAAGCCUCCCCUUCUCCGACCGGGCCGCCAUCUUCCUCAAAGCCGCCGACCUUGUGGCCGGCAAGUACAGAUACGACAUCCUCGCCGCCACAAUGCUGGGCCAGGGCAAGAACAUCUGGCAAGCCGAGAUCGACGCCGCAGCCGAGUUGUGCGACUUCCUGCGGUUUGGUGUGCAGUAUGCGCAAGACGUGUAUGCGCAUCAGCCCCAGCAUAACGCACCAGGGGUGUGGAACCGGGUCGAGUACCGACCGUUAGAAGGGUUUGUGUAUGCCAUUACGCCGUUCAAUUUCACGGCCAUUGCUGGUAACUUACCUUGUGCGCCAGCAAUGAUGGGGAAUGUUGUUGUGUGGAAGCCGAGUCCGAGCGCCAUGGCGAGCAACUGGCUCGUCUACAACAUUCUCCUUGAAGCGGGUCUCCCGAAGGAGGUGAUACAGUUCGUUCCCGGUGAUCCUGUCGAGAUUACGAAAGCGGUCCUGGCGCACAGACAGUUUGCCGCGCUGCAUUACACCGGUUCCACUGCUGUCUUCCGGUCAUUGUAUGGACAGAUCGCUUCGGGCGUCGCGGAGGGUCGGUACCAGGGUUACCCGCGUAUUGUAGGUGAGACGGGAGGCAAGAACUACCACCUUAUGCACCCCUCAGCAGACGUCGAUAAUGUGGUGAUCAACACCGUGCGAGGCGCUUUCGAGUAUCAAGGGCAGAAGUGCUCGGCGACGAGUCGGUGUUACUUUCCUUCGAGUCUGUGGGAGCAGAUCAAGCCACGGUUGGUGGAGGAGACGCAGAAGCUGAAAGUCGGUCCGCCCGAGGAGUACGAUGCUUUCGUCGGCCCGGUCAUUCACCAGCAGUCCUUCGAUAAGCUCGCCAAAGUCAUCGACGACGCGAAGAACGAUCCGGAGCUCGAGCUUCUCGUGGGCGGGUCCUACAAUGGUAGCGAAGGCUACUACGUGAACCCCACCAUCUACCUCACAACCAACCCCAAGCACAAGCUCAUGUCCCAAGAGCUGUUCGGCCCGAUCCUCUGCAUCUACGUCUACGACGACAGCACGCGCACCGCCUUCGAGGAGACGUGCACUCUCAUCGACGAGACCUCCGACUACGCCCUGACGGGUGCAGUGUUCGCUCAGGAACGGUCGGCUUUGAGGCUUGCAGAGGAGAAAUUGCGGAAUAGCGCCGGCAACUUCUAUCUCAACUGCAAGAGCACCGGCUCGAUCGUCGCUCAACAGCCGUUUGGUGGCGCGAGGGCGAGCGGGACGAACGACAAGGCCGGCAGUGCGAAUUUGAUGUCGAGGUUUGUGAGUAUGCGGAGUAUCAAGGAGCAGUUUGUGGAGGAUGAGAAGGUGUUGUAUCCCAGUAAUGCCAUCUAG
This is a messenger RNA of Baudoinia panamericana UAMH 10762, 1653 nucleotides long. RefSeq lists its product as uncharacterized. The record is from RefSeq and is a predicted model, not a curated record. NCBI's taxonomy places the organism in Eukaryota, Fungi, Ascomycota, Dothideomycetes, Mycosphaerellales, Teratosphaeriaceae. Gene Ontology annotation, cellular component: mitochondrial matrix. Gene Ontology annotation, molecular function: L-glutamate gamma-semialdehyde dehydrogenase (NAD+) activity. The coding region runs from base 1 to 1653 and encodes 550 amino acids. The transcript is spliced from 2 exons.